AUCGAACCCUCAUGACCACCACCAAUGUUAAGAGAACCUGUAACAACUCUCUCAUGCCUGCCAAUGAGACAAUUUGUGUUCCCAAGCCGUGUAGGAAACUUCCUGAUCUUCCCAUCUUGCCCAGGCAGCCAUAGCAUCCUUUCCGGUCCUCCAAGUCGCACUUAUAGUCUGCUCAUUACCCCAAUUGUAACCGGCAAAAAUGGCACUCUCAACCCUUUCUCUUUCCACCCGAACGACGGCUAGGGCCAUUCAAAGAAAUCUCAUAACCAAACAACCAACAGCUUCGCGCCUGUCAUUGCCCGUAUGUGGUGACGUCAUCGGACCAUUAACAGCACCCUUCGCAACCGCCUAUAUGCACACAGCUGCUUCAUCUCGAACAAAUACCUCCCCAUCCUCCUCCCGCAACACCUCACCAAGACUCCAAUUCUUCCCUCGCUACUCUCAAGUCAACAAGUUUCCCCUCGCCGCAACCAUGGCCACUAUUGCCAGCUCAAACCCUCAGCACACGAUGCAGACCUCGGGGACCGCCGACUCGGUUUGGGUCCACAAGGUCCCCUACGAUCAAUACCCCAAGUUUCACACCCUCGACCGCAAUCUCGAGACAGAUGUAGCCGUCAUCGGUGCCGGCAUCUCUGGCAUCACGACCGCCUACGAGCUCGUCCGCCGCGGCAAGAAUGUUGUCAUGCUUGAGGCACGUGAUGUGCUUUCUGGUGAGACAGGUCGCACAUCCGGCCAUCUGACCAACGACUUGGACGAUGGUUUCGUUGAGAUUGCAAAGAAGCACGGGGAGGGUGGUGCCAAGAUUGCCGCCGAGAGUCAUGCCUGGGCGAGGGACAGGAUUGGGCAGAUCGCCCAAGAGCUUGGGAUUGAGUGCGAAUACCGUCGUUUGCCUGCUUACGACAUUAGCCAGUUUCCUGUUGGACAUGAGAAGCAUGACCAGGAGAUCGAUGAGCUGAAACAGGAGACCGAAAUGCAGAAGAAGAUCGGCAUGCACACCAGGUUUGAUCCCAAUCUGAAGGUCAAAGGUUGGAGUGGCAACAUCGACCAGCGAGGUGGUAUGGUGGUUGACAAUCAGGCGACCUUUCAUCCAACCCAGUAUCUCGUUGGUGUGCUCAACUGGCUGAAGCAGCAGCCCAAUUUCCAGUGCUACACCCGCACUCGGGUCAUGUCGGUCGCGGAAAAGGGUGUCGAAGUUCUUGGCCUCGGCCACAAGAGGGUCGAGAUUCAGACGGAGAAUGGGCACACGGUGAAGGCCGAGAAUGCCGUGGAGGCGACGUGCGUGCCGCUGCAGAAGCUGUCGGUCAUUACCGAGUUGGAGUUCUACCGGAGUUACUGCAUUGCCAUCCGCGUACCCAAAGGCAGCAUCGAGGACUGCCUACUGUAUGACAAUGCUGAGGAGUACAAAUACGUACGCCUGACAGCUUGUGACGACAAGGAUGACUACUUGGUUGUUGGCGGCUGCGAUCACAAAGUUGGCCAGGAGGAGACAACACCGCGGUAUGCUGAGCUGGAGCAGUGGACUCGUGAGCGGUUUCCUCAGGCUGGCAAGAUCGAUUACCAGUGGAGCGGGCAGAUCUUUGAGCCAGUCGACUUCUUGGGAUUCAUCGGCAAGAAUCAAGGCUGUGAUAAGAUUUACAUCGUGACGGGAGACUCUGGCGAUGGACUAACACACGGGACGCUUGCUGGGAAGCUCAUUGCGGACGAGAUCGAGGGCAACACAGUCACCAACGAUUGGGCCACGCUGUAUGCGCCGAACCGGCUCGCGAGUAUCCUCAAGAGCUUGCCGAGCUUGAUCUCGCACGACUUGCAGAUCAAUGCCCAGUACAAGCGCUUUCUGCAGAGCGACAUCACCGAUAUUGAGGAUCUCGCGCCUGGCUGCGGCGGUGUGUUGAAUCCGAAAACCAAGAAGCCCAUGGCUGUCUACAAGGACGAGAACGGUCAGGUGCAUACGUACAGUGCUCUCUGCCCUCACCUCAAGGGUGUUGUUUGCUGGAACUCUGCUGAGAAGAGCUUUGACUGCCCGGUGCAUGGCAGUCGCUUCUCCAAGGAGGGCAUCUGUGUGACUGGACCUGCGAAGGCGAACCUGUCGCCGAUGGACAAGGGUGGUGAGGUUGACCAGGGCAUUGCUGUCGGGGCGGAAUAAACCAUUGAGCCAGGCUCGACAUGACGUGGCAUCAAAAUUUGGCGUUCAGCCGUCUGGCGGAUUUGUAAUAUACCUACCUAGGAUAAGAGGAAGGGGAAGGAGUAAUCAAGAUUAUCAGAUUUUGCAAGGUCCCCGUUCUGUGGGCCUACUGCAAAUCAAAAUACCUGCC
Podospora pseudocomata is the source of this 2312-nucleotide messenger RNA. RefSeq lists its product as uncharacterized. The transcript is spliced from 3 exons. The record is from RefSeq and is a predicted model, not a curated record. Gene Ontology annotation, molecular function: oxidoreductase activity; 2 iron, 2 sulfur cluster binding. NCBI's taxonomy places the organism in Eukaryota, Fungi, Ascomycota, Sordariomycetes, Sordariales, Podosporaceae. The coding region runs from base 200 to 2143 and encodes 647 amino acids. Gene Ontology annotation, cellular component: cytoplasm.